This is a messenger RNA of Encephalitozoon cuniculi GB-M1, 1074 nucleotides long. RefSeq lists its product as uncharacterized. Gene Ontology annotation, molecular function: 4 iron, 4 sulfur cluster binding. The transcript has a single exon. The coding region runs from base 1 to 1074 and encodes 357 amino acids. The record is from RefSeq and is marked provisional. Gene Ontology annotation, biological process: iron-sulfur cluster assembly. Gene Ontology annotation, cellular component: cytosolic [4Fe-4S] assembly targeting complex. Lineage: Eukaryota; Fungi; Microsporidia; Unikaryonidae.
AUGUCCUUCUUUGCAGAUCUCCCCAAGGAUAACAAGAAGUGCAUCAAGAUCGGCAGCCCACUCGCCCUAUCUCUAAGCGACUGCCUUGCGUGCAGCGGGUGUGUAUCUGCAGAUGAGGCUGGGGCACUUUCGGAAGAUCUUUCGUUUGUCCUUGACCUGUCGCCUCAAACUUCCUUUGUUCUUUCUCCGCAGUCAAAGAUAAACAUCUUCAACCUUUACAGAGAGGAUGGCAUGGAGUACAGAGAAUUCGAGGCUGUCCUGUCUUCCUUCCUUAGAAGUAAGUUUAACAUACACAGGAUAGUGGACACCUCCUAUCUGAGAAGCAAGAUCUACGAGGAAACCUAUAGGGAAUAUAUGGCCACCAACCACCUGAUAGUCAGUGCAUGCCCUGGAGUCGUCACGUACAUUGAGAGAACUGCGCCCUAUCUCAUUGGAUAUCUGUCGAGGGUGAAGUCUCCUCAGCAGAUGGCGUUUUCUCUUGUAAAGGGGAGCAGAACGGUGAGUGUGAUGCCAUGCCAGGACAAGAAGCUGGAGAACGGAAGAGAUGGUGUUAAGUUCGACUUUAUCCUGACAACGAGAGGGUUCUGUAAGGCUCUCGACUCUCUUGGGUUCAGGAGACCUGCCAGAGCGAGCGGCAAGAGCCUCUGUAGUAUGGAGGAAGCAGAGACGACUCAAUGGAACAUCGGAACGAGCUCCGGAGGAUAUGCUGAGUUCAUACUUGGGAAACACUGUGUUGUGGAAACAAGGGAAAUCAGAAAUGGCAUUAAGGAGCAUCUGCUGGAUGACGGAAGAACAAUAUCUCAGAUCACGGGGCUGGAGAACUCUAUCAACUACUUCAAGAGCAGCAAGACCAAAGGGCCGAGACACAAAAUGACAGAGAUAUUCCUGUGCAAGAACGGCUGCAUCGGAGGGCCUGGGCAGGAAAGAGUCAACGAUGUAGAGAUGGACAUCAGAGAAUAUGAUCGCAAUGGAAGAGAACAGCCAAGGAUUUUCUACUCAUCACCUGGGCUAGAAGAAAAAAGGGUGUUUAGAGAGGUAAAGGCGAAAAGAGUGGACCUCAGGGUUGAUUGGUGA